Messenger RNA from Prorocentrum cordatum, 4530 nucleotides. Lineage: Eukaryota; Dinophyceae; Prorocentrales; Prorocentraceae. The record is from the annotation of a GenBank genome assembly.
AUGGGCACCGUCGACCUGGGCUUGGCGGAGGCUGGAACGGCGAGCAUCAACAUCAUCGACUUCGAGGGGGACGAGGAGAGGCCAGAUUUUCCGCCGCCGCCGGCCGCUGCCUCUCCUCCCCCGCCCUUGCCCUGCGGUGGCUUCGUGAGGGCCGCGGGCACGAAGUGCACCGUGGGCCCGGCAGGGUCCGGCAGCGUCGGCGCGGGCGCGUUCCUCCGCGGGGUGUCCGGCGACGUGGACCCGGGCCUGGAGUUCGGUGGGGAGCUCUCCCGGCGCCUGGAGAGGAUGGACGGCAAGCUCGACUGGCUCGUCGCUCGCGUCCGGGUCCUGAGCAUCGCAGACGUCCGCCCCAGCUCCAACGCCGACGGCUCCCCCCUCAGCUCCUUCCCUUGCGCGGACUUCGACAGGCGCCUGCUGGCCCUGGUUCCAACGACAUCUCGGCCGACCUUCCUGGACGGCUGGUCUCGCAGGACCCCCACGGUUCCUACCAUGUUCAAGAACCAGUUCUUGGCCAGGAGGAUGUACGAGAAGUCCGACAGCAAGGACGUUUCGCAUGUGCAGAAACGUAUUGAGUCGCUUCCAAAGGCCAUGAGGAAGACCCGUUACAAGGUCGUUGAUUACGUCUUCACGGUGUUAGACGACCCUCAGUCCAGCAGGGUGGCUUGGUGGACUGCCUUCUGCCUGCAGGCGCUCGUGCUCCUCAGCGUGCUGGGCACUUUGAUGCAGACGGUGGAGGACCCGUUCUUGUAUGGGAGUUCGGCUGCCGUCUUCGAGACAGCGUUCGAUGUUGUGUUUCUGACAGAAGUUUGCAUUCGCUGGGCCUGCGCGCCGAACAGGGUGAACUUCGUCUUCAUGCCCCAAACGUGGAUCGAUAUCGUAGCCGCGAGUGCGAUCGCAGUGCGGGCAGCGGUUGGCUUCGUGCUCAGACCAAGCCAGGACGAUUGGGUUGCGAUAUUCUUGUUAUGUUUCGUGCCGAUUAUUCGGUUGUUGAAGAUCCUGAGACACUUUGAAACUUUCAACGUCCUCAUCCAGGCGGUCAAGAUCACGAUGGAGGCCCUGCCGAUGCUCCUGUACGCCGUGGCCUUGAUCACAAUGACUUUUGCCACCCUCAUAUACCUCGUGGAGCCAGAGCUCUUCGAGUCGCCCUUCCGGGCGGUCUGGUUCUGUCUUGUGACGGUCACGACUGUUGGUUACGGCGACUACUCACCCGAGACGACAGCGGGGAUCACCAUAGUGAUGAUCUUGAUCAUUCUGGGGGUCAUACUGAUGGCCGUGCCGAUCGGUAUCAUUGGGAACACGUUCAACAUGGUUUGGAACUCGAGGGACUAUUCGUUGUUGCUAUCGAAAACGCGGGCGAAGCUGCACCAGUGGGGCUACACAGCUCAUGACAUCCCGACGCUGUUCAAGAUCGUGGACUAUGACGAAAAUGGCGUACUCGAACUCGACGAGUUCUGCGAGCUGGUGAAAGCGAUGAAGAUUGGUCUCUCCGAGGACCGGGUCAUCGCUCUAUUUGAGCACAUGGACAAGGACGACAGCGGCGCGCUGGACGCGGCCGAGUUUGCGCUGGAAGUCUUUCCAGAAACGUUCGUCGAGGCCUUCGGCCACGCGGAUCAAGCCGAUGCGUCGAAGAAAGAUAAUUGGAUGUCAAGCCUGGCAGCCUCGAUCAACGGCGGCAAGAGUGGAGCGCCGGGGUCGGCCGCGAGGGCGGCGGCCGCCCCGUGGCGCCGGCGCGCCGCGCGCGGGCAGGCUUUGCUCCUGCCGUCGAGGCGCUGCCUUCACCCGGGCCGCGGCCGCGGCGCCCGGCAGAUGAGCAUCAUAGACUUGCAGGGGGACAGGGGCGGCAAGACGAGCGUGAGCAUCACCGACAUCGACGGGGACGAGGAGAAGCUGGAGUCGCCGCCCGCUCCGCCCGUGGCAUCGCGCCCGCUCCCGCCUGCUGCCCGCCCCCGCGGGCGCCCUAUCCUGAGCGCAUUCUCUGAGAUUGCGGACCUGACGUCGACAUCGGCGCUCGGCGAGGAGCUCUCGGGGCGCCUGGAUAAGAUCGACGACAAGCUCGACUGGAUCAUCUCUCGAGCCAAGAUCACGGCCGACCUGCGCCGCGACAGACACGACGACCCCCCUGCGCUGCCCGGGAGCCACUUGCAGCCCUCCGCCAAGAGCCCCGGAGACCACCGGGCCUCCGCCCGGAGCGCCGCCUCCGCGGACGCCGAGCACGGGGCCGGCACCCUCCGCCGGAGCGCCGACGAAGGCGGCCUGCGCAGCAUCGAGCCCCCGGCGGUGGUCCACGCGACGCCGCCCGCGGGCCACGGGCGCGGCAGCGGCAGCCGGCCGCCCCGCCUGUCCCGCUCCCAGGACUCCCUCGACCAGGUGAGCGGCCAGCUGAGCCACCCCGCCUCGCGCAUGCCGCCGCGGGCCUCGAGGGCGGGCUCCAGCGGCACGAGCCUGGGCGUGAGCCUGGGGGCCGGGCCGCGAGGGUCGAACCGGGCCUUCUCCGAGGGCGGCACGCUCAUCCCGAACCUGAGCAAGCGGCCCGGGGCGGCCGCGUCGCCGUGGGCGAUCCCGGGCCGGUCGGGGUCGCUGACGAGGAAGUUGCGGGGCCAUGGCUCACAGCAGUCGGUGCCCACCAUGUUCAAGAACCAGUUUCUGGCCAGGAGGAUGUACGAGAAGUCUGCGAGCAAGGACCUUGCGCACGUGCAGCAGCGUAUCCAGUCGCUUCCCAAAGCGAUGAGGAGCAACCGGUACCAGGCGGUGGACUACAUCUAUACGAUUUUAGACGACCCCCAGUCAAGCAAGGUGGCCUGGUGGACAGCCUUGUGCCUGCAGGCGCUCGUGCUCCUCAGCGUGUUGUUCACCUUGAUGCAGACGGUGGAGGACCCGCUCCUGCAAGGAUGGCCGGCCGCCAUCGUCGAGACGGUCAUCGACCUCGUGUUUCUGACGGAGGUCUGCACUCGCUGGUGCUGUGCACCGAACAAGGUGAAUUUCUUCUUCAUCACCCACUCGUGGAUCGACAUCGCAGCCGCGAGCGCGGUCGCGGUGCGGGCAGCGGCGGGCUUCGUGCUCCCACAGAUACAGAGCCAGGACGACUCGAUUGCGAUCUUCCUGCUGUGCUUUGUGCCGAUCCUUCGGUUAUUGAAGAUCAUACGGCACUUCGAAACCUUCAACGUACUUCUCCAGGCGGUGAAGAUGACAAUGGAGGCCCUCCCGAUGCUCCUGUACGCUGUGGCCUUGAUCACUAUGACCUUUGCCACCCUCAUAUACCUCGUGGAGCCUGAUCUUUUCGAGUCGCCCUUCCGGGCAGUGUGGUUCUGCCUUGUGACCGUCACCACAGUCGGCUACGGCGACUAUUCCCCCGUGACCACAGCAGGAAUCACAAUAGUAAUGAUCUUGAUCAUUAUCGGGGUUAUGUUGAUGGCCGUUCCCGUGGGCAUCAUCGGAAUGCAGUUCAACGAGGUCUGGAACGCGAGGGACUACUCGCUGCUGCUGUCGAAAACGCGGGCGAGGCUGCACCAGUGGGGCUACACAGCUCAUGACAUCCCGAUGUUGUUCAAGAUUGUCGACUAUGACGACAACGGGGUGCUCGAGCUCGACGAGUUCUGCGAGCUGGUGAAGGAGAUGAAGAUCGGACUCUCCGAGGAUCGGAUCGUCGCUCUGUUUGAGCACAUGGACAGGGACGGCAGCGGCGCUCUGGACGCAGCCGAGUUCGCGCUGGAAGUUUUCCCAGACACGUUCGUCGAGGCGUUCGGCCAUGCGGAGAAAGCCGACUUCGAGAAGAGAGCAAGUCUCCAUUGGAUGACGAGCUUGGCAGCCACGAUCAACAACGGCGCCAGCAAGACGUCUCCCUUUCGACGCAGCAAGACCGCCGGCACCUAGCUGCAGCGCGCCGUCUGACUCGCCGCAUAGCUAUGCAGUGUGCUACGUGACUGGCCGCCUAGCUGACCGCUUGGACGCCCUUGGGGGCCUCUGCUGCUUGAGACGCCCGUGAGCCUCUGGGUCCGCUCUUCGCUCCCCAGUCAUUCCUUUAAUUUGCUCCUCCUCCUCCUCCUCCUUUCCCCACGCCUGUGUCAUUCGAUCACGCACAUCCGUCACCGUGCCGGGCCCCAUUCAGCCUGCUACAGCUGCAGUGACUUUGGUAGGGACGCGUCUGGCCUAUGAUGAUCUGAAACCGCUGCGCGUCCGAACUGCAGAAGCGACCUGUUCAUUCGCUGAGUAGCAACAGCUGGUGUUGGUUGGCAGCCCGCAUUUUCCCGAGGCGGGGAGCGAUUCAGUACCACCAGGGGUCGCGGCCAGUGGGAUGUCUGGCAGGCCCUUUCGGUUUUUCCAUCUGCCGAGCUGCCUUUGCACCACUUGUCAGAUACCUCUGGCGCGCUGUGCCAUGAUAGCCAGCCAUGCCCACGCUAGUGUGGCACACUUUUCCGUAUAAGUUGCACAAGCACGAAUUCCUAACGGAAUAUGCUUCACAACGCAUGGGGCAUUUGCUUGCCAUUCGUUUGCUCAACGUCACCACGGUACUUCCGCUUCGACUGCUAAAAA